Messenger RNA from Syzygium oleosum, 2346 nucleotides. RefSeq names its product receptor-like protein 7. NCBI's taxonomy places the organism in Eukaryota, Viridiplantae, Streptophyta, Magnoliopsida, Myrtales, Myrtaceae. Gene Ontology annotation, molecular function: protein binding. The record is from RefSeq and is a predicted model, not a curated record. The transcript is spliced from 3 exons. Bases 1 to 2346 code for a protein of 781 amino acids.
AUGGACAGGUCUGGGACGGUGGCCGACGAGGUGCCUGUGACAGUCGCGGCGUCCGUACAGUCCGGCGUGAACAGUGAUUUUUCGGCAAGUCUCUUUAGACUAAAGCGUCUUCAAAAGCUAAACUUGGCUUUCAACGAUUUCAAAUCCUCUGCAAUUCCGUCUGGCUUCGCAAAUCUCAGUGGCCUGGUUUAUCUGAAUUUGUCCAAUGCUGGAUUCUCUGGGCAGAUUCCGAUAGAGUUAGCGCGCUUGAGGAAGUUAAGCAUUCUUGAUCUUUCUCUUCUUUAUUUCCGUGGAACUGAUACACUAAAGCUCAAGAAUCCCAAUUUGAAGACCUUGAUCAGAAAUCUCACGGAGCUACGACAGUUACAUCUUGAUGGCAUCGACCUGUCUUCCGAGGGAAAUGAGUGGUGCAAUGAAUUGUCCUCUUCAGUGCAAAAACUUCAGGUGCUGAGCAUGUCUAAUUGCUUUCUCUCUGGUCCUGUCGACUCUUCCCUCGUGAAUCUUCAUCAUUUGUCAUUCAUUCAACUCAAUGGCAACAACCUGUCAACCGCAGUUCCUGAGUUCCUCGACAGAUUCUCCAAUCUAACUGCUCUGCAUAUGAGUUAUUGUGGGUUGUAUGGAGAGUUACCUCGUAAAAUCUUUCAGGUGCAGACCCUUCAGACCCUUGACCUAUCAUUGAACCAACUUCUUCAGGUUUCUUUGCCCGAUUUUCCGGAGGAUAGUUCUCUUGAGACUCUAAUCCUGAGUGACACAAGUAUUUCAGGGAGACUUCCAGAUUCAAUCAGUAAUCUCAGAAAAUUGUCGAGAUUAGAAUUGUUCAAUUGCGGAUUGAGUGGGUUGAUCCCGAUCACGAUGGAGAACCUGUCAGAGCUGACUUAUUUGGACUUGUCUUUAAACAAUCUUACUGGUUCAGUUCCUUCGUUCAGCAUGUCCAUGAAUCUGAGACAGAUUAUGCUAUUCCGCAAUGCUCUAACAGGAGAGAUUAAGUCCACCCGAUGGGAAGAACUUCUAAGCCUUGUAUAUCUAGUUCUGCGGUACAACUCACCGGAGGGCAGCAUUCCCCCGUCUCUAUUUGUACUUCCUUCGGUCAAGAUCAUAAAAUUGUCCGACAAUCAGUUUUCUGGUGAGCUGAGUGGGUCUCUAAAUGUCUCUUGCUAUCAAUUAACGGGGCUUGAUUUGAGCAGCAACAAUUUAGAGGGGCCCAUACCAGCGUAUGUCUUUGAACUACAAGGACUUAACCACCUCUCACUUUCUUCUAAUAAUUUCAGUGGCUCAUUGCACAUUGAUGCGUUUCAGCGGCUCAAGAACCUCACAUAUCUCGAUCUUUCCCAUAAUCAUUUGUCAGUUAAUGCUACUGCUUCCACUUCUGCUAUGUUUGGUUUCCCUAAUCUAUACACUUUAAAGCUGGCUUCCUGUCAGCUGAGUUCGUUACCUGUAUUCUGGGAAAAUAUACCCACAUUAGCCCAUCUAGACCCCUCCGACAAUCACAUUCAUGGAGAGAUACCAAAAUGGAUAUGGGAGAUUGCAUAUAUUUCUUAUGUCAAUCUUUCCUUCAAUUUCUUCGAGAAAUUGGGAGAACCUUUACCUAAUCUCCCUUCCAGUCUCUCUGUUAUUGACCUCCACAGAAACAAGCUCCAGGGGAAAACGUUACCUCUGCCCCCGAAUGGUGCAUACCUGGAUUUCUCGAAAUCAAUUUGCGAAGCCCUGUUUCUCAUGGUACUUGACCUUUCUAACAACCAUUUGAUGGGAAUUAUCCCUCAGUGCUCAAUGUUAAAGACUCUCAAGGUGUUAAACUUGAGGAAUAACAACCUGACUGGAGGAAUUCCGCAUACAUUACCAGCCGCGUGUCUUUUAAGGACUUUGGAUGUUAAUGGUAAUCUCUUGACAGAAAAGCUCCCGAUUUCUUUGACUAAAUGUUCCAUGUUAGAGGUGUUAGACAUUGGAAACAAUCGGAUUAAGGAUAUAUUCCCAUGCCAGUUGAAGAACAUAUCUACCCUGAGAAUCCUUGUUCUGCAUUCCAAAAAAUUCCACGGGCAAAUUGGUUGUCCAGUCAAUAGUGGCACAUGGAAGAUGCUUCAAAUUGUUGACCUAGCUUUCAACAAUUUCAGCGGUAUGCUUCCUGAAGAUUUCCUGAUGUCUUGGGAGGCCAUGAAGGUCAAUUUGCACUUUAAGCAUCUUCAAUAUCCGUUUCUUCGGUUGAGCAAUCUCUAUUAUCAGGACACAGUUAGUCUUACUUUUAAAGUUCUGCAUCUAGAACUAAUGAAGAUCCUAACUGUUUUCACCUCGAUCGACUUCUUGAGCAAUAGAUUUGAGGCUCCAAUACCAGAAGCAUUGGGAGAUCUCUGA